UGCACGUGCCGCCCUCUGGGAGAUGUAGUUCGGCGCCCGCCCACCCAGGCGCAGUAGCGGCCCGUGGCGGUCUUGCGCAGGCGCAGGUUGGUUGGUGGCUGCCGUGGCCUUUGUCCUACAGUCCGGUGGAACUGCCUGCCGAGGAGCUGGCAGUUCCUGCAAGAGGCCCAAGGAGGAGGGAAUGACCGCUGGGCUCCUCACUGCCAGGGACCCGGAGCAAGUGACUUUUGAGGACGUGGUCGUGGAGUUCACCUGGGAGGAGUGGGGACAGCUGGAGCCAGCCCAGAGGACCCUGUACCGAGAUGUGAUGCUGGAGACCUUUGGGCUCCUUGCCUCUGUGGGACACUGGCUCCCAAAGCCGGACGUCAUCUCCCUGUUGGAGCACGAGGCGGAGCUGUGGGUGGUGGACAAGGGAGCCCCCCGAGGUGUGUGCACAGACUUUGAAACUAGACAAACCAAACUAUCAACUGUGAAGCAAGACAUAACUGAAGAAAUACCCAAUAAUGCUUUGGUAGAAAGGUUCCUGUGGGAAAGUCUGUGGAACUCCAAGGGUGAAAAUGCUGAGGGCCACUGGGAACAGGGUCGCAAGAGGCCAGAUAGCCAUGUGGUGCAGUCUGCCUUCAUGCCUGUGAAGACACCCACUCAGGAGAAGCAGCAGGGGAAUGGGUUUGGGGAAAACUUGAGUCUGAGGCCUGAUCUCUCAACUCGACCAAUGACUCCUAAAAGGCAAGGCCCCCCCGUGUGGGGAACACAUGGAAAGAGGGAGGAUCCGGACUCAGAUACUCAACAGAAAACCUGUGCAAAAGAGAAGCCCUACAGAUGUCAGGAAUGUGGAAAGGCCUUUAGUCACAGCUCAGCACUCAUCGAACACCACCGAACACACACGGGAGAGAGACCUUAUGAAUGUCACGAAUGUGGAAAAGGCUUCCGAAACAGCUCAGCGCUUACCAAACACCAGAGAAUCCACACUGGUGAGAAGCCUUAUAAGUGCACUCAGUGCGGGAGGACCUUCAACCAAAUUGCCCCACUGAUCCAGCACCAGAGAACUCAUACAGGUGAGAAGCCCUACGAGUGCAGUGAAUGUGGGAAAUCCUUUAGUUUUAGGUCCUCCUUCAGCCAACAUGAGCGGACGCACACAGGUGAGAAGCCCUACACGUGCAGUCAGUGCGGGAAGGCCUUCCGGCAGAGCAUCCACCUCACCCAGCACCUGCGAAUCCACACCGGGGAGAAGCCCUACCAGUGUGGAGAAUGCGGCAAGGCCUUCAGCCACAGCUCGUCCCUGACCAAACACCAGCGGAUCCACACGGGGGAGAAGCCCUACGAGUGCCAGGCAUGUGGAAAAGCCUUCACCCAGAUCACACCACUGAUUCAGCAUCAGAGGACACACACAGGCGAGCGGCCCUACGAGUGCAGCGAGUGCGGGAAGGCCUUCAGCCAGAGCACGCUCCUGACCGAGCAUCGGAGGAUCCACACAGGAGAGAAGCCCUACGGGUGCAACGAGUGUGGGAAAACCUUCAGUCACAGCUCAUCGCUUAGCCAGCAUGAGCGGACACACACGGGUGAGAAGCCCUACUCGUGCAGUCAGUGCGGGAAGGCCUUCCGGCAGAGCACACACCUCACUCAGCACCAGAGAAUCCACACCGGGGAGAAGCCCUAUGAGUGUAGCGAGUGCGGGAAGGCCUUCAGCCACAGCUCGUCCCUGACCAAACACCAGCGGAUCCACACCGGGGAGAAGCCCUAUGAGUGUAACGAGUGUGGCAGAGCCUUCAGCCAGCUUGCGCCACUCAUUCAACACCAGAGGAUCCACACGGGAGAGAAGCCCUAUGAGUGUAAUGAGUGUGGCAGGGCCUUCAGCCAAAGCUCCCUCCUCAUAGAACACCAGAGGAUUCACACCAAGGAGAAACCCUAUGGGUGCAACGAAUGUGGAAAAUCCUUCAGCCACAGCUCAUCGCUCAGCCAGCACGAGAGGACACACACUGGGGAAAAGCCCUACGAGUGCCAGGAUUGUGGAAAAUCUUUCAGGCAGAGCACCCACCUCACUCAGCACCGGAGGAUCCACACAGGAGAGAAGCCAUAUGAGUGCAGGGACUGCGGGAAAGCCUUCACACACAGCUCCUCCCUUACCAAGCACCAGAGAACUCAUGCUGGGUAGACCCACUCCACAUGUUCUGGGACCCAGCAAAGCCUUAAGCUAUAGCGCAUUGCUUACUAGAUUUGACCCAGUCAUACUCCUGAGAAACAACACAAACGUUAUACACAAGGCUUCAUGCUCAGCAAACUCCUUACACCCCCACAGAGAGUUCAUAUUUAUGGAAAUGAUUGUGGGAAUACCUAGCUCUGGGUCAUCCAUCCCGGGAUAUCAGAUCAUCCAGACAGUAGGGAAGUGUGGAGUUAAUCACUGUUGAGGACUUUCAGCCAUGAGUGGCCACUAAUGCUUCAUUAUAGAACCUACAAAAGAGAAAUGGAAAAAAAUGUGGAUCUGGGGUGGCUUCUAAGGAUUCACCAUAUUCCAAACCAGAGAUUUUCAAAGUGGUGACAAACUCAGCGAAUGCCUUUCAUAUAAAAGAACCAAACGCAGUCAGAAUUUAUCAUUAUUGUACAUUACAUUUUUGGCAGGGGUUGCUUAUGAAUGGUGCAACUUGACUCUGAUAUUCCCUAAAAACAAUAUGGCAGAGUGUUCCAGACAUGAGAGUGGCACUUUAUGGAAUCACCAUGAAUAUUCAGCUGUCUCAGUACAAAAUUUUCUGAUUUGUGUAAAUUCUUUGGUCAAGGUACAUGGCCACCAGCCUCACAGAUGUGAAUGCCAUAUGACAAAGUAUCCAUGUACUAUAAACAGAUUUUAAAGUAGUUAUAUGCAUUAUAUUGCAAUAAGUUAAUCUUUAUAUGCAAUGGAAUUGAAAAGAUUUGUAUAGGAAGACUUGAAAGGUAAA
Lagenorhynchus albirostris (white-beaked dolphin) is the source of this 2930-nucleotide messenger RNA. It is a transcript of the gene ZNF135, whose product is annotated as zinc finger protein 135. Gene Ontology annotation, biological process: regulation of DNA-templated transcription. NCBI's taxonomy places the organism in Eukaryota, Metazoa, Chordata, Mammalia, Artiodactyla, Delphinidae. The transcript has 5 exons. The record is from RefSeq and is a predicted model, not a curated record. Bases 182 to 2152 code for a protein of 656 amino acids.